AUGAGUAAUUGCAACUGCACAGCUCCAUUGCCUGCUGACCGUCUAAGAACAGCAUCUGUAUUUGAAAUUACAGGAAUAGAUUUUCAUCAGAAACUGACCAUAUCACUGUCCACUGAAAGUUUCCUACAGGCAGUUCGAAGACAUGUGGCUCGUGGAGGAAGACCAGCUAUCGUUUACUCAGACAACGCAACAAACUUGGUUGGAGCGAACAGUCUUCUUAAAAAGAUCAAUUGGGAUUUUGUAGUGAAAAACAGUUCAGUGAAUAAGAUUAACUGGAAGUUUAUCCUCCCAGUUUGGUGGGGUGGCAUUUGGGAACGUUUGAUUGGAAUUCGCAAGCGAAUACUUCGCAAAGUCUUAGGUCGGACGUCUCUCAACUUCGAAGAAUUAUAUACUGUCUUAUGCGAUUGUGAAAGUAUCAUUAAUAAACGAUCUCUCACAUACCUCAGUGAAGAUAUAAGUGAUCUAGUGCCUUUUACUCCUAGCAUGCUACUUUAA
This is a messenger RNA of Parasteatoda tepidariorum (common house spider), 495 nucleotides long. The record is from RefSeq and is a predicted model, not a curated record. Lineage: Eukaryota; Metazoa; Arthropoda; Arachnida; Araneae; Theridiidae.